AGCUAGUCCAAUCAGAAGAAAACACACAGUUACUGUUUCCUGAAAGGUAUAAGGAAGAGGGGUAGUAAUGAAUGAUUGCCACUAUUUCUACUAAAUACUUGAGUGCUGCAAUUCCCUGUAAGUGUAGCUGGUCCCUGUUUAUUCUGCAUCAUGUCUUUGGUGAAACUACUAUUGUUGAUGAGCUUGGCUUUGGUAAUGCGUGCUGGUGCAGCAGUGGAGAUCCAGCGUCCACGUGGAGUUCCGCUGUCAAAGCGCCAGUUCUAUGAGGAGGAGAAGCCCUUCACCUGUCUGGAUGGCUCCCGCACCAUUCCCUUUGACCGAGUCAACGAUGAUUACUGUGACUGCAAGGAUGGCUCAGAUGAACCGGGUACUGCUGCGUGCCCCAAUGGCAGCUUCCACUGCACCAAUGCCGGCUUCAGACCCGCAUUCAUCCCGUCUUCACGGAUCAACGAUGGCAUCUGUGACUGCUGUGACACAACAGACGAGUACAACAGUGGUGCCACAUGUCAAAACACCUGCAGGGAGUUGGGGCGCAAGGAGAGAGAGAGUCUCCAGAAGAUGGCUGAGGUUACCAGGGAAGGUUUUAUGCUGAAACAACAGCUGAUCCAUGAAGCUAAAAAGGGACAAGAGGAAAAACAGGUUAAACUGACAGAGUUUCAGAGUACUAAAAAGGGUCUGGAGGAGAAGGUAGAGGCACUAAGGACUGUGAAGGAGAUAGCAGAGGAGCCAGAGAAAGAGGCUAAAGAGCGCCAUCUGAAGGCUUGGGAGGAACAAAAAGAACUCAUCCGUAUGGAGAAGGACAAAGCUAGAAUGGCUGAGGCUUUUUUGGAACUGGAUGAUGAUGCGGAUGGCUAUGUUUCUGUGGCUGAGCUGCAGUCCCAUCCAGAGCUUGACCCAGAUUCAGACGGUUCUCUGACAGAGACAGAGACUCAGGGAUUGCUGGGAGGAGCAGACAAAGUGGACACAACAGCAUUUGAAAGUGUGUGGAGCAGCAUCAAAGGCAAAUACCUGUUGGAGAGCCAGUCAGACCCCCCUGCCCCAGUGGAGACACCCCAGGAGGAGGCCAGGGACUUGGGCUCUGACCACGACUCGGACCACUACCCCGAGGAUUAUGCUGGAGAAGACGAAGAUGAGGAAGAGGAUGAGGAAGAUGACGACCCUGAGGAGGAAGAGGAUAAGGCCCCUCCCACCGUGAGGACACCAGAGAAGAAGGAAGACGAUGAGAUGUCCAUGCCACCGUACGAUGCAGAGACCCAGGGCCUUGUAGAUGCUGCACAGAAAGCCAGGGAUGAUUUUGAUGAAGCGGAGCGAGCUCUACGGGAAGUGGACGAUCAGAUAAAGAGCCUUGAGAAGGAGAUUGGCUUUGACUUUGGUCCAAGUGCAGAGUUUGCAUACCUCUACAGCCAGUGCUACGAAUUGUCCACCAGCGAGUACGUAUACAGGCUGUGUCCAUUCAAUAGAGUCUCCCAGAAACCAAAGUUCGGGGGAUCAGAGACCAACCUUGGGUUGUGGGGCCAGUGGGCAGGUCCUGAAGACAACAUAUACGCAGUGAUGAAGUACGACCAUGGGACAGGAUGCUGGCAGGGCCCUAACCGCUCCACCACUGUAAAGCUGACGUGUGGGAAAGAGACUGUGGUGACAUCCACGUCAGAGCCCAGUCGAUGUGAGUACCUCAUGGAGUUCACCACCCCUGCCGUGUGCCAGGAGCCACCCAGCCUGGAGGAAGCCCUGCACGGACACACAGAGCUCUAGAGCUCCACCCCAACCGGGACCACAAUCUUUAUCUCACCCUGCUCUGCAACAGCCAGCCUUGGCACUCAAACUUCACCAACUGGAAGAUGGCUGUUCAAAGUGUGUGCUUGUCAUUCCAUUCUUGUCUCUUGUUGCUGCUUUAUCUUAUUAUUGUGCAAAAGCAGUUUUUUCUUUUUUUUUCCACCGUUGGUUUUGAAUAAAGUUAAAUUUUAAUGUGCUAGAUUUUUCUCCUGUUUCCCACUUUGGCAAUCAGCUUCAUCUUGGUGAGGAGAAAUGUACUGUAUUAAAACAGAAUAAUAUUAGAAUGUCAACUGUAUUCUUUGUUGGCUUUUCCAGUACUGCAGAUGCUUAGGACAGUAGACCAUGGUAGGCAGUUGUGUUAUGCACAGCAACAGUGUUGCGUUGUUACCCUCAGGAAAUGACACAAAUGCUCAAUGUCAUGUUAUAAAAACAACAUGGGUCACUCAGAUUUGUAACUUUUAUUUUAUUUUUUCUGGCAUGUAAAGUACAAAUAAUUAAACAAUUCCAUGAAAAAGUCUUCAAGCGUCUUCAGCUGAAAUCCCAGUAAUAAAUAUUCUAAACUAAA
Esox lucius (northern pike) is the source of this 2338-nucleotide messenger RNA. It is a transcript of the gene prkcsh, whose product is annotated as protein kinase C substrate 80K-H. Gene Ontology annotation, cellular component: glucosidase II complex. The coding region runs from base 151 to 1752 and encodes 533 amino acids. The record is from RefSeq and is a predicted model, not a curated record. Gene Ontology annotation, molecular function: calcium ion binding. Gene Ontology annotation, biological process: N-glycan processing; liver development. The transcript is spliced from 18 exons. Lineage: Eukaryota; Metazoa; Chordata; Actinopteri; Esociformes; Esocidae.